AUGGAAUUUCAUGAGAGUAACAUUUGCAAUCGUAUCUCUUUCUCUCUUAUAGAAAAAUUCACGGACUGUUCCCAAGCCCUUUGCAAGAUCGUCUUUGACAUCGUCUGUCCAUCAGAUAGCCUUAGGAUUCAGCCACGGCCACCACCUGGUGACUGCUGCUUUCAACCAGCGACAUGCCGUUGCGAUUUUGCAUCUUGUCCCGACAUGAUGUGUGGUGAUGAGUACAUCAAAGUGACAGUCAGGGUGGCUACCGCCCAGCCAGGAAGUUGCUGUGAUCAGUAUGAGUGCAAACCUAAAGCUCUAGAUGUUGGACUAACGUCUGCGUGUGACGGUGUGGUUUGUCCAGACGUGUCAACCGAGCCUUCAGUCUGUCCCCCUGGCACCAAACUCAUUCAAGGAGGGCCUACAGAGGAUGGGUGCUGCACCAUACCAAGCAGGUGCGAAUGUGCACCAGAAAGCUGUGAGGUGCCAACUUGCUGGCCUGCCUUCUCCCCAAAGCGCAUUGCCAUGGCAACGCAGGAAAUGGGCCAUUGCUGUGACAUGUAUGAUUGUGUGGCAGUUGAAAUAAUUCCCAAUUGUAUUCACGAGGACAUGUUGUACAUGGAGGGUGCUACAUGGAGUGUCGGUAACUGCAGACAUUGUACAUGUCAUGACAACCAAGGUCUGUGUGAGAUCACCCAAUCCUGCUACGCUGAAGAGAGUCUCAAGAUGUGCUACCUCUUCUUGGGAUCGCGGCGGCCGGGGGAGGAGUGGCAAGAGGACGACUGUACGACCUGUGUCUGCCAAGACGGCGAAGUGAGGUGCCAUACGGCGAGCUGCAUCACCAAUUGUCUGAAUCCAAGGAGAAUGGAAGGAGUCUGCUGUCCUGUUUGUGAGGAGCCAACGUUUGUUACCAUAGCACCAGUGGAUUGUCCGGAGACAAAGUGCUUGCUGCCGUGUGUCCAUGGCUACAUUUAUGACAGUCGGGGCUGCAUGACGUGUGAAUGUAUCGCUGGUACACCUGGUAUUCUGACAACCGUUACACCACCAACCAUAGUUUGCCCAGCAUUAGACUGUGCUCUGGUGUGUCCAAUGGCCCUCAAAAUGGACACCAAUGGUUGCAGAGUUUGUGAAUGUGACAAGGAUUCUUGUCGAGACGUGACAUCAUCAUGUCCAAAGGUUUGUCCCUGGGGUUAUCGGACAGACGACAGGGGCUGCAGUAUCUGCAAAUGCCAACGCAAGCAGGCAUGCCCAGAGACGGAGACCUGUGAUAAGACGUGUCUAUACGGAUACCAGACUGGACGCAACGGGUGUAUGCGCUGUAAAUGUCAGAACUGCCCCGCCCUGUUGGACUGUAGCAAACAGUGCACACAUGGACUGGAGAGAGAUGACAGAGGAUGCGAGAUCUGUAAAUGCAAAGGUGCCGCUCUGCCCACUCUCCGACCAGUGACAUUGGGAUCCUGCCUGACAUUGGAUGGCCGUAUCCAUGAUGACAGCGAAAUAUGGCACGACGGUUGCCGGGAGUGUUUCUGUCACAAUGGCAAAGAGAUGUGUUCCUUGAUAUCAUGCCCUGUGCCUGAAUGUGUACAACCUACCAUCAAGCAGGGUGAAUGCUGUCCCACAUGUCCAGGGUCCGUAGCCGUCAUUCCAGACCACACAGUAAAUCACAAAGUGUGUCAAUCAGUGCGAGGGGAAUACUACAUUGAUGGGGAAACGUGGAACGCAGACUCCUGUACGGUGUGUGUUUGUCACGAUAGUCGUGUCCUCUGCUCCACGCUGACGUGUCCUCCAUUGCCCUGCAACCAGCCUGUCAUUGGGGAGGCAGGAUGCUGUCCGGUCUGCCCAGAGAACACUCUGAAUGGCUCAGUGACCCCAGACGACAUCCGACCACCAAGCAGCUGCCAGAUGGUCAGCGGAGUUUUCUUUGAGUCUGGAGCCUCGUGGAAGGAAGAUGACUGUACAAGCUGCACCUGCCAAGAUGGUGAGAUCACCUGCUACUCACAGGUCUGCACGCCGGUGGACUGCAGGGUACCAGUGCUGAAGAAGGGACAGUGUUGCCCUGCGUGUAUGGGACCAGCUCCAGUCUCGUACUGUGAAUUUGAUGGAGUGACGUACUCGGAUGGGGAGACCUGGAAUCUAGACCAGUGCAUUCACUGUAUGUGUGAGAACGGCAGGACGGGAUGCGUGGUACCAGACUGUCCCGAUACGAGCUGCAGUAAUUCUGUCAUAUUGCCGGGCGAAUGUUGCCCUCGCUGUCCAAAUGAAACUCCCAGAGGAACCGAGGAACCUGUUCAGAAUAACGAAAUACUUCCAACAAUGGCAGACACACGACCCAAAACCCAAAUAUCAAACCAUUUGCCAAACGGAUAUGACAUUGAUACAGAUUCCAAAACAACUCUCGGUGGCAACGACUUAUCCUCAACUCCGUCUAAACCAUUCCCCGUCCUGGCGGUCAUCUUCUCCAUCCUCGCUGUAAUUCUUGCCAUCUGUAUCGUUCUAAUCAUGCUCCUCUACGUCACAAGAUGGCGACACCGCCUCCUCUAUCAGGUCACCAAGAAAGGAGCCCCGCCCCCAAAGGUCAUCACCACGGCGGCGACCAUCAAGACCAAGAACCUUGAUAUUAAGAACAGUAACCGAGACUCGGUCCGCGACUCAAUGCGGGAUUCCAUCAGAGAUUCGGCCAUUUUUAAGGAAAACAAUGUGCCGCGGAGCAAUCUGGAGUUGGGCACGGACGUCAAACGAUUAGGUGAUUACACAAUAGGUAAACCGGUACCCGUUUGAUAAGUACCGGGAAAUUUUUUAACUUGUGGACUAUCAUUCUUUUGUAGUUUAAAGAAAGAAAAAAAAAAAAAGUUGACAGAGUUUAUUUUGCAUUUUGGGGUACUUCUUCUAGGGAGAGGGAUAUUCUUUUAUUUUCCAGUAGAAUUGUUUUCAGUUAAUAAUUUGAGAAAUCCUAAGCGCACAUAAGUAUGGUUCAAUUCAAGCAAACAAAUGAAGAUAAUGUAUUGAAAGCCUUUUGAAUUGGAAUUUACUUGCAGUUUAAACUAUAAAAUAUGCAAUUAUUUACCUAUCAAUACAAGUUUGUUCAAAAUUUAUAGAAAGCUUACAAUAUAUAAACUAAAAUUGGGGUUGAAAUCCAGACCCCUAGAAGAGGACAACUUUGUGGCAUAGAAAUAUGAACAAUGCCGUUAGUUGUGCGCAGCAAUACAAAAUGACGAUUAGGUGAUUUGUUGCUGGUUGCAACACUACUAAAGAUGGUGAAAGUCUGCACAGAAUCAGUUCACAUCCCAAAUACCAAUGAAUUUGGACAGCUGCAGUGAAAACAUACCAGGGCUAAAUGGCCAGGGAUAUGCAUUGUCACGGUGUGUGCAUUGUUAUUCAGUGUUUUGCUGUGUGUCAUGAAAGCACACUACCAGGCUGGAUGAUCUACAUUUUGAGGGAUUAAUACAAACAAAUAAUAACUUGCAACAAACUCAUAAAGAUAUUAUGUAUUAUUAUUUAUUAAUUUCAUACAUUCAGCCCCCAGAAGGUUUGUAAAAAAAAUACCACUUUGUGUACUUUUAAAAGACAUCCUAAAUACUUGCAUAAAUGUCAAAGCUUUCAUUGAGAAAAUAUUUCUCUUUUUGGAACACUUGGUCAUUUCUUGGAAGUUUUUAACAUUAAUCCUUCUAAUAAGCCACAGAUGUGUUUCCAUUAGAACAAUCCGUACAAAAAUCAAAUUGAACUUUUCUCUGUUUAAUGUUUGAGUGUAGUGGUAGGGUCUUAACUGGCAGUAGGGUUGAGACUAUUGCCGUACAUCUGUUGUAUCUCUGUUCCCACUAUGCAGUCGUUUCAGUUACCUUGACAUGAUGUCUGUAAGCCAUGCCACAUCGUUUCCUUCAAUCCAGGGCAUAUUCUGGCAGACGAAACACUAAACUGGUCAUGUGAAGAACUUUACUGUGGGUGUCAUAGUAAAAACAAGAAUUGUGAAAUAACCAGCCGAACAAGUUUUGAGAUGUGCCCUCUAAAUUUCAUCAUAUCAGAAUAUUCAUACAACUGCAUAUACAGCUUUCAUGUUGGGGUCAAUUCAAAAAGAGAGUCCUAACUAGUGCUAUGACUCUUUAGCAGUUAUUAAAAACUUAAGGCUAGCCCUAAGUUAGGACAAGAUCC
Messenger RNA from Asterias rubens (European starfish), 4128 nucleotides. Its product is annotated as cysteine-rich motor neuron 1 protein-like. The record is from RefSeq and is a predicted model, not a curated record. The transcript has 15 exons. Lineage: Eukaryota; Metazoa; Echinodermata; Asteroidea; Forcipulatida; Asteriidae. Bases 1 to 2760 code for a protein of 919 amino acids. Gene Ontology annotation, molecular function: serine-type endopeptidase inhibitor activity; protein binding.